Molecule: messenger RNA, 1394 nt
Organism: Ceraceosorus bombacis
Lineage: Eukaryota; Fungi; Basidiomycota; Exobasidiomycetes; Ceraceosorales; Ceraceosoraceae
Source: the annotation of a GenBank genome assembly
AUGACUUCGACCACGUCUUCUUCCCCACAAGCGGUGUCCGCGGCCGCACCAGCACCACAGUCGACAGCAUCGUCAGCGGCGUCUACGAGCGCCUCGAUGCUUCCUUCCAUACCCGACAUUCUCUACGGCACGGCUUGGAAGGAUACGCGAACAACUACACUCGUCUUUACUGCCAUCACUGCCGGAUUUCGAGGCAUCGACACCGCUGGUCAGAGGAAACAUUACCGAGAAGAACUGGUUGGUCAAGCUCUUCAUCAGCUAGAAGAGGCCGGCGUGGCUCGAAGAGAAGAGGUCUGGUUGCAGACAAAGUGAGCUUGAUCUCCUAGGCUCCGUAACCACCCCUCUUUACAUACCUGUCUGAAUGGAUUGAUCUGACGUCGGCGCCACUCUUCUCAGAUUCACCUCCAAAGACGGGCAGGAUCUUUCGGGUCCUGUCCCAUAUGAUCCGCGCUGGCCAGUCCGGAAACAGAUCCGCCAUAGCGCAUUUGCUUCGCUGCGCAAUCUUCACGUCAGCGACAGGUGGGACAAAGCCGAGCUACUAGAAGCAGCAAAGCAAGCAGCAGGCCUCGCUCAAACGAGUGGGGCUUCCGCUGCGAACAAAGGCAAAGGUCGAAGUGUAGAUUAUACACAAAGCGCUCUCGGAAGAUCAAGCGCUAACGAUGAAGGAGAGCAGCAUCCUUCUGGUCUGCCGGACUUUGCCAAGUUCAGGCCCAUAGGUGCUAUCUCACCGGACGGCAAGACCAGACCUUGGCUCGAUAGUUAUCUCCUACACUCACCCUUGCGAAGCCUCGAAGAGACGCUGCAAGCGUGGCAAGAAAUGGAGCUGCUUGUACAGGAGGGCUGGGUGAGACAUAUCGGUUUCAGUAGUGAGUUGUCAAGAGUCGAUCCCGCGCACGCGUCAGCUUCUCGCUGAAUUUUUCGCACAACGACGCAACUUGCGGCUCAAAGAUGUGUACGAUUCGAGGAUAUGGAAUGCCUUAUUGCAAUCGAUCAACAUCCGACCCCUUGCAUUGCAGAAUCGCUGGCACAGCAGCUCAGGACACGACGUUUCCUUGCUCUCCACGCUUUCCCCCAUCCUAUCGCCCAACGACUCUGAAGGACACGCGAUCCACUAUCAGCCUUUCUGGACUCUGACUGGCAACCCCGCACUCUUGCGAAGCGAACCUGUGGUUCGCGCAGCCAUCGCUCACGACUGGACACCUGCUCAGGUCGUCUACAAAUUCGUCAACCAAGGUAUGGGCAUACAAGGCUUGCGGUGCUGCGUUUUGACAGGGACUACAGACGAGAAACAUAUGCGGCAAGCUGUACAGGUGGUCAACAACAGGCACGGCGAGAGUCAUCUACUCACAGUCGGUGAGGUCAACGAAAUCAGAAAGCAGGUGUACGGGGAAUAG